This is a messenger RNA of Penicillium pulvis, 1146 nucleotides long. RefSeq names its product cytochrome and DOMON domain-containing protein. The transcript has a single exon. The record is from RefSeq and is a predicted model, not a curated record. Bases 1 to 1146 code for a protein of 381 amino acids. Lineage: Eukaryota; Fungi; Ascomycota; Eurotiomycetes; Eurotiales; Aspergillaceae.
AUGUAUCAUCUAUCCCUUUGGUGGUGGCUUUCAUCGAUUGCUCUUACCGUCGCACAACUGCAAACCUUUACACCUCCGGGCCAGGAUGGUAUAACAUACGCUGUUAAUGUACCUGAAAGAACCGCUUCCUCUGGCUCGGGCCCUAUCUACUUCCAAUUGAGAUCCACCCGCAGCCUUCAGUGGCUUGCAUGGGGCCAAGGUUCGCGAAUGCAAGGAGCAAAUAUAUUUAUUGUCUAUGCAUCUGCCGAUGGCAAUAAUGUUACCGUGUCUCCCCGGGCAGGUGUGGAACACGUCGAGCCGCUAUAUAAUUCCCAAGCUCGCCUCUCUGUCUUGGAUGGCAGUGGGAUAAGUAAUGGGAUUAUCACUGCAAACAUUCGCUGCGAAAGUUGCAUUACAUGGUCAGGUGGGCAUGAAGAUACGACAGCCUUGUCUAGUCCAUGGGUUUGGGCCUUCAAAUAUGGGAAUCCGCUUCAGACCAACAGCCUAUCGGCACCCAUCAUCAUACAUGAUGUUUCGGGGGUUGCAGCUUUAAACCUUCAAAAAGCGAUUGGUGGUACAUCUGAGAACCCUUUUCUGGGCCCAUCAAGUACAACAAAUAGCUCGGGGCAGGUAGUAUCGUCCGACAACUCUCCUUCCAUUCAAAAGAAAAGAAUCGCCCAUGCCGUUAUUAUGAUCACCGCUUUUGUUGUUAUGUUCCCUUCAUUUGCACUAGUCCUUCAUGCUUUUCCAUCCCAUUCAAUAGUAUGGGUCCAUGCCUUCUUGCAGCUUUCCACGCUCGCUCUUGCGAUCGCCGGUCUUGGCCUGGGAAUCUCAAUGGCAAUAGAGCUACAAUUGGUGGGGACAUACCAUCCAAUCAUAGGCAUUGUGGCCGUUUCGUCCCUUAUUGCUUUUCAGCCGGCCAUGGGGCUCCUUCAACACCAGUAUUUUAGGAAAUAUGGAAAAAGAGGACCGCUUGGUCGCUUGCAUCAAUGGUUCGGCCGUGUCAUCGUGACUCUGGGUAUCAUUAAUGGUGGGCUUGGGUUUCAUCUUACAGGAAUCGGUACUCCGCUUGCUCCUAUUGGCGCAGUUGUUGCAUACAGUGUGUUCGCUGGACUCGUUGGACUUGGCUACGUUUUGAUGUUCUAUUUCUUUGCUUACAGAGUUUAA